This is a messenger RNA of Pecten maximus, 4908 nucleotides long. Its product is annotated as EF-hand calcium-binding domain-containing protein 5-like. NCBI's taxonomy places the organism in Eukaryota, Metazoa, Mollusca, Bivalvia, Pectinida, Pectinidae. The record is from RefSeq and is a predicted model, not a curated record. Gene Ontology annotation, molecular function: calcium ion binding.
AAGAUUUCGUCUUAGCAACGAAUGGCGGAAUAGCAACAUUUUCCUGAUGUGAACGUCACAAACUGGAUAUUUGUCUCGUGAUUUCCGUCAAAUCAGGAUAAAUUGAAAGUUAACAUAAAAUUUGAAACAUGGCGGACACCUUAGCUGUGAAGCCGAGCACUCCAAGCAGUCCAAAAAAGAGAGUGACUUUAUCAGCAGGGAAGGAUAAUCAGAAUCGCAAUGGGAGUGCUACAGGGAGAAAAACACCAGGCACACCAAACUCUGGGGAUUACUCAAAACCUGUUGUCAGAAGUGCUGUCAGAAGGUGGAAGAGACUUCACGAACAGAACAUGAUGGAAAAAUUAGUGGUUAUACGGAACGAAAAGAAACAGAAUGUUAGACUCUCAAGAGAUGAUGCUAAGAAAGUUGCCAGAAAAAUCCCCAUUGAAGUUCUUGCUAAAGAAUGGCUUAAUAACAAUGAGGCAACAUUAGAAGUUAGGGCAUACUUGGUAGAUAAAGUGUUACCAACCCUGAUUCUGGGAGUGGAGAAAUUACUUAACGAGGCAGACAAUAGAGGACUAGCAGAAGAGCAAGAUAUGGCACCAAAUUUUAAUCCCAUUAACUUCUUAGCUCAGUACCUGAUGAGGAAUAAUCCUAGAUAUUGUAACCUCUCAGAGGCAUCACCAUAUGUAAGAGGCCUGAGGGAGGUGGCUGAUGAUCUCAAGAAACAGCUGUUUAACAUUGAGGACAACAGAUUGGCAAGAAUUAAGGCUGAGGCAAAGAGGAGGAGAGAAGAGAGAGACCGACUGGAACUUCUCAAACAACAAGAAAGGGAGCGAAGGGAAGGAGCUUUCAUGGAACAGUUCUGCAGCUGGAAUAUCCAACCGGAUGGCCGAGUAGAACUGUCUAUCGUCCAGAAUGCUUUACGGUCCUUUGUUGAAAUUGCUGAAACUUUCCCAGAAGAGUUACAAAAUGCUGCCAAGUUGAGCCAUGCACUAGAGCCAACAGAUGAGACUGGGAAGUCACUGACUGUUAAGGAGUUCGCUAGAUACAUGGGGAUGUUUGUAGAAGAGCUGAGUAAAGACAUUUUUGAUGAAUUCAUGACACAUCUAUCCAAGUGUGCAACUUCUCAUAGAGCGGCUGCUAGUCGUGAGGCACGACGUAUACUUCUUACCAACCUCUUCAUCACAUGUGACCACAGUGGAAUCGGACUACUGGACAGACACAGAAUUCUGAGUCUGUUUGAAUCCUAUUGGGACACUCUGAAGGAGGAUAUAAAGAGGAACCUGAGGAAUCCGAGGAGAUGGCCAGUGGCCGAGGUGGAUGAGGUGGUCGACUAUUUUGAGGAUGAUGAAUUUGAGAAGAAGGAAGAGACAAAGCCAGAGACUCAACAGAAAACAGAAGACAAGGAGGUCGUACAACAACAGAGCACUACUGACGGAGCUGAAGCUACAGAGGGAGACAAACCCAAGGAGGAAGGUACGGCGGAGACCGAGGCUCCAACUGAGGGGGAGAAACCGACUGAGGGAGAGAAACCGACCGAGGGAGAGAAACCGACUGAGGGAGAGAAACCGACUGAGGGAGAGAAACCGACUGAGGGAGAGAAACCGACAGAGGUAGAGAAACCAACCGAGGGGGAGAAACCGACUGAGGGAGAGAAGCCAACUGAAGGAGAGAAGCCAGCUGAUGGGGAGGCACAACAGGAAGAGGUCAAGCAAGAGGAGGUCAAGGUAGAUGAAGAAAAAUCAGAGACAAAACAAGAGAAGCAAGAUGAAAAACCAGAGGAGAAAGUUGAACAAUCAGAAGAAAAACCUGCUGACAUCCAAGAAGAAAAGGUAGAGGAAAAAACAGAGCAGAAAAAGACAGAAGAAACAGUAACAGACGGACAGACAAAAACAGAGACAGACAACCAGGAAAUAGAGAAAAAGGAGGAAACACCAGCAGAAAAGACAGAGGAAGUAACAACUGAAAAGACGGAGGAAGUAACAACUGAACAGACAGAGGAAGGUACCGCAGAUAAACCAGAGGAGGGAACAACAGAAAAGGCAGAGGAAGAAGCAACAGAAAAGAAAGAGGAAGGAAAAGCUGAAGAGGCUGGUGAGAAGGAAGGAGAGGAGACUUCCCCUAAAGAAGAGGCAGUGCCCGAAACAGUGCCAGAGACAGACCCACCUAAGACCGCCACGGCUGAGAAUACAUCUGUCACAUUCGCUUUGGGCACAACGUUUAGUCGGGAAAAGACAGCAAUGACCCACAUCAGUAAGACCUCUGGUGCCUCAGCGUUUGAUGAGAACUCACUGAAUGUAUCACAGUUUGUCCAUCUGACGGAGACAUUCCUCGGAGAAGAUCCCGUGGAAAAGGCUACAUUUGAGACUCUCGCUAAGUUUAUCAAGGGUGGAUACGAGGAGACAGAAGAUGAGAAAAUGGAGAGACUGAUGAAGGCCCGUAAAGAGGCACUGUCAUCCCAGCGUAAACAUCAGAUGGACAUCCUGUUUGAGAAGUGGGACAAUGAUGGAGCUGGCUAUCUUGAUCUGGACGAGGUUGAAACAGUCAUGCAGAAAUACAAGGAAGGACAAGAGAACCAGGCUAUAGAAAGGGCCAAGGUGAGCCUGAAAAAACAAGCUAAGUACUCACAGGACAAUCGCCUGAGUCGGCGUGAGUUCCGACAGUUUGUGUUGCUGGUUGUGGAUGAACUACCAGGAGCCGACAGCUUCGAUUAUUUUGUGGAGUUCCUCGUCAACAGUGUCGAGAGGACUUACGCUGAGCGUAUCCGAGGAGAGGCCAGGAAGAAGUGGCUACAACAUGUGGUGAAUGCUGCGGAGACCGGUGGCGCCAGCAUGGAGCCAGUAUAUAAAGCCAUCUUCAACGCUCUGUAUAAGGAUGCUGAAGCUCACGGUGGCGGUAAGAGGAUUAGUGCUAACAUCUCCAUGUUGGAGCGUAAUAUCCUCGACCCCACUCGUGGAGAGGUCUGUCUACGAUAUGUGGCUGCUACAGUGGACGAUUCUGACUUCCUUCUGGGCAAAAUCUUAUUUAGUGACAUGAAAGGGAUCAGUUUUUCAUCCGUUGAGAGUGGUAAGCCGAUCCAUGUGCCCCGAGUGUACAACCACGGAAACAUCCAGUUCUGGAACCCCUACCGAGUACCAGAGGACCGUGAGGGGUCGUUCAUUGUGGUGCCUCUGAUGGACAAGAGGAAGCGUGUAUUUGGACUGCUAGGUAUCGACACACUUAACGACCGACACACAAAGACCAUCUUCAUCACUCACGAGAUUCAGUUCUUCCAGGGUGUAGCCAAAGCCUUCAGUAUAGCCUACCACCACGUCGACAUGAGUAAGAAAUUACUGCGGAUCACAGAGAGUGCUGUGUCAUGGAUCCACCGACGGAGUCCACAUGUCCACGAGAUCACCACAUACAUGGUGGAACCCGAGGGCACGGAGAAGGACUAUGUCCUCAGGAAGAUGAUGACAACUGAUGUCAAGGGCAAUGUUGUCAACAUGACCAACCCCCCACGACUGGAGAGGAAGGAUAAUUUGUUCAGGGAUUACCUAUUUAAGUGUGUGGAUAACAGUGAGAGUGUAUCGGCCGAUGCCUACGGUCAGCGCCAUCUUGGUUUUCCCCUACGUAAUGAUGGGGGGAAGGCAGUGGCAGUUGUGGACAUCAGUAUUGGAGAGCUUAAACACCUCCCCACCCACGAAAACAAGGAGGUACAAAGGAUGCUGAGGUUGUUACAACAGGCCCAUAAGGAAAUCACACGGGAAUCGGCCGGCGACGAUAAACUUAUGGUGUUAGAGGCCGAGAAGGACGAUGACAACAGGAUGGACAUCAUGUUUGACCGCCUCAUGUUGAUGGAACUCCGAGAAAACGUGUCCAAGAUUGAUGCCAAGGGUUUCGCCGAGCUUCGAAGCUAUAAUGAUCCACCUAAGAUUAUCAAUGACAUUGUGAGAGCAGUGUGUGCAAUAUUCUACUACGAGAAGGUCGUCUCUGGGGAGCUGGACAACUGGGGAGAACUCAAAGGGUUAAUCAACGGUGAUCUUCUACAAAAGAUAGAGCAUUAUGAUCCUACAUCUACUGAAAACCAGGAACUUAUUGCACCAGACAAGAUUGAAGUCUUCCUCAAAGAUGUUCCCCACGGUGAAGUGGCCAAGUUUGGCUCCAUCCCCGCCCAGAAUAUGUACAACUGGGUAUUCGUCUGUAUCUCCCUAAUCGAGCAUACACUCAAGAUGAGGAAGAAUUCUGAUGAAGGAGCCAUUAUUCCGUCAGGGCAGGAGGAGUCAAAAGGAUCUGAACCAGCACCAGAACCCCAAACAGAGACGUGAGCAUCGUGGACAAACUAGCACAGCUUGUGUAGACUGUAGAGUAGGACCUAGUGUGGUCACAGCCAUAUAAGGUGUGGAGGUCAUUAAGAACGUACUCAUACCAUCGCUAUAAAUUGGGUGUGGAAAUCACUAAUGCGACUUGAAAUGUAAUUGUCUAUGCUAUAUGGUAGGACAAAUGUUUAUCCUGUGACAGGAAAUGUAGAAGAUACUGACAAAUAUAACUGUCCUGUCAGCGACAUAAUGAUGUUUAGGAGAUCUUGUUUACCUGUCAAUAAGAUAAAGACUUGUCGGUGUCCUUUGUUAAUUGUGAUGACAAGGUACUUGUAUGUGAAGAAAUUAAUAUUUGUUACUUUAUAACUUGUCAUUAGUAUCUGUGAUGAUAAAAUUUAUUGAUGAUGACAAAAUAUAAAAGUUAAUUUUCAUUUGUUUACAAGUUUCUGUGAUGUCAAAUUGUGAUUUUAGGGUAUAGUCAGUUAAAAGUGGAUUUACACUGAUAUGAAUACUAUACUGUACUGUAACAAUACUAGAAAACACUUUGUUUACACUGUGAUAGUUGGUGUUUGAUAACUGUAUGAUUAUAGAAAUACAUUCCAGUGAAGUGAAAAGGGGAAAGUUUGGG